UUAAGAAAAUUUCCAAAUUUGUCAAAACGUCCUCUCUAUAUCUCAAAAUGAAUCAGAGAUUGUAGACGAAAUUGUAGGUUUUUUGUUUUCUAAUAAGUUUUGGCCCUCGAAAUUUGUUUUCCAAAUUGACAAGCUACUAUUAGCGAAUCGAUAGUCCGCAGAGGUUUAGCAACAUGACCCAACGACUGGCAUUGCAACACAUCCUGACCACCCAACUGGCCAAUAACUGGGAGCGGGAGGAUUCGGCCAAGGCCACGCUGGCCAAGCUGAAUGGCCGGAAGGACAAGUUGAGGCAAUCGCUAAGGACGAUCCAUGUGCCGGCUCGCUACCAUGCCAUGAUGCCUGAAACGAGCAAGACGUACGAGAACAUGGUGGAUAGAAUUCACCAGACCAUGCAGUCGGUUAGACCCAAACGAAGACCUCUGCCAGCAGUUGCCUUGCCUGAUGCCGCGAUUCCGGCUGGUUCUACCACAGUGUCAACACCACUGCCAUCUACGCUCGUGCCCAAGCAUUAUCCCAAGCGCAGCAGAUCCGGUCGAGUCAAGGGCGGUGCCAGUCCAACGAAGGCUCAUGGCUCCGGCUCCAUUACCAAGGGCAACCAAAAGAACUUGGCCUUAAUCCGGGCCGGCUUGAACUUGAAGAUGCAGCAGGCCAGAAAUGGUGGUCCAGCCACGAAAAACCUAAAGGGUUUGUCCGUACAAAAGCAUAUGAACGAGGUCAUGCGGCAGAAGAACGUCCUGGAAUCAAUGCUAAUGCAGCACAAACGAUUGCGACAAGACCGUCAGACCAUUGUCAUGGACAUGCAACGGAUGCGGGCGGAUCUGGAUAGGAUUUGCAACAAGCUGGACAAUUCCCUGCAAAGCCUGACCUCCACGGUCACCACCUUCAGCAUCGCACCGUCGCCGGCAAAGGAGGCCAUUAAGAAGAAGGUCUCGCACAGCAGUGUCGUCCCCCGCAAAGCCAAGGCUAAUCCUAUUCCAGCGAUUAAGGCCCAGAAGAGUGGCACCCAGAAGAUGGCAUCGGUGCGCCGGUCAGGGAUUCUCAAGGCCAAAGCCAAUCCCAAUAUGUGGAACCGGCAGCGUCUGCACGCCAAUUAGGUAUGCACGAAAAUAAAAAGCGGCUAGCAUUUAAGCAUUUAAA
Molecule: messenger RNA, 1140 nt
Organism: Drosophila kikkawai
Lineage: Eukaryota; Metazoa; Arthropoda; Insecta; Diptera; Drosophilidae
Source: RefSeq, a predicted model, not a curated record